Molecule: messenger RNA, 454 nt
Organism: Microbotryum saponariae
Lineage: Eukaryota; Fungi; Basidiomycota; Microbotryomycetes; Microbotryales; Microbotryaceae
Source: the annotation of a GenBank genome assembly
AUGUGGCCACACCUCGAUCCAUUCGGUCUCGUCGGUGUCUGUGUCGAGCGCGACGUCAAGAUUUCUCUGGAGGAGCAAGUGAGUCAAACAUUGGCUCAAUCUAUACGACAGCGAAUUCGGAGGCCACCCGUCUCGAACAUUCAUCGUCUCGAACAUUCAUCGUCUCGAACAUUCAUCGUCUCGAACAUUCAUCGUCUCGAACAUUCUCCGCCGACGAGACGUGUUUCACCACCUCGCUUUUCGGGUCCCCAAAGAGAAGGUGGCUCGAAUCGCCGCAGCACUGCUCGAAAUUUACCGCAUAUCGACCGUAUUCUGGCGUUUCGUCCAAGCACGCACGUACUUCAACCAGGCGAGGCAGGCCCAACACGCUCGCUUUCAGUUCGUGCCGCAUCGGAUCCGGGUACAUGCCAGGAACAAGCCCCUCUUCAUGCAAGUCGCGCGUACAAUCAACUAA